This is a messenger RNA of Ornithodoros turicata, 3561 nucleotides long. Its product is annotated as E3 ubiquitin-protein ligase XIAP-like. NCBI's taxonomy places the organism in Eukaryota, Metazoa, Arthropoda, Arachnida, Ixodida, Argasidae. The transcript is spliced from 16 exons. The record is from RefSeq and is a predicted model, not a curated record. Gene Ontology annotation, biological process: negative regulation of apoptotic process; positive regulation of protein ubiquitination; regulation of cell cycle. Gene Ontology annotation, cellular component: cytoplasm; nucleus. Bases 73 to 1992 code for a protein of 639 amino acids. Gene Ontology annotation, molecular function: cysteine-type endopeptidase inhibitor activity involved in apoptotic process; ubiquitin protein ligase activity.
UCCACCCCUAUUGCACUCGACUUUUUUCAGUACAUUGUGCUGCUUGGGCAAUCAAAGCAUUCCUACCGCCGGAUGUCGAAAUCUGUCCCAGGGUUCAAAGUUAGGAUUGACCUAAGGAAGAAGGAAGUUGUGGAAGAGUCCCCUUCUCCUUUCGUUAUAGUGGAUGUCAAGCAGUGUAAGAGACUCACCAGGGACCAGCAGCAUCAGGGACGAAGGCAAUGUCAAUCAACUGCCAGCCAAAAGCGCAUUCAUUCCUUCAGAGUCUUAUUUAGUAUUCCUGACGACUUCAAGCUCUUGGGAAACGCAUACGACUUGUUCCUAGGACUAUGCCCUCCGAAGCACCCGGAAUUCAAAACUAUCGCCGCACGUCUGCGAAGCUACCGGAACGCAAGGGGCUUUUACAAGAAGAGCAGAGGCCCUUUGUCAGACGCUGGGCUGUUUUUGAGCGAGAACACCGUGACUUGUUUUCACUGUGGUGGUGCUCAUGGAGAGUGGAGCGAGGGAGAUGACCCGCAUGUCGAACACAGCCGCUGGUAUCCAGAGUGCUCCUUCAACAGAUUCAUAUUAGGGGAUAAUGUGGUGAAUUUUAUCUGGAGAGAACAUCACACAUACCUGAACAGGCUUGCAGAACGCGGACGUAGAGAGACUGGAGUGAAGGCGCUAGUGGACGCUCGCUUUGGCAGUGAAGACAUCCGUUUUUAUGAGGCUUCAGGAAUUAAAGUACAAGUCCUGUACCUCGCAGCAUCGUCGCUGACAGAGGAUGCUUCCAAAGAUGACAUCGAGGCGAAACUCAGUGAGCUUUGCGACUUCAGACUGGAGAUUGAUUGGAGAACAAUACCACGUGACAAUCAAUGCUCAGAUCGCUCGUUGGCAUGUCCGGGGCAUGUCCCUGAUAUGUUACGACCUGAGGACCAGCCAGGACCUUCCCAACCGUUCGAACUAGCAGAUCCGACUGGUGGAUUUGAAUAUUUAAGCCGCUCCAGGUACCCUCAGUACGCGGACCUGUCGGAAAGGUUGGCUACAUUCGACCGGUUCCCGCACACUCCCACGGAGCUCAUCAAUCCUGGAAGUAUGGCUAACGCUGGAUUCUUUUACGCAGGGGAAGGCGAUAAAACGGGCUGUUUCCACUGUGGAGUUCUACUCUCGGAAUGGGAACCUACCGACGAUGCAGCCACGGAACACAUGAGAUGGAAUCCAAGGUGCGAAUACAUCCUGUGGAUGCUAAGGCGUACGUCGUCCGCACAUUUGGGACUACCUGAUAACAUAAGGCCUAUGGGAAGUUCCCGUAUAGCAUCCGUCACGACAGAUCGUGUGACCGUGAUGCCGCCAGUGCUGCCCGAACGAACAGCAGACGUAACUAGGCCCCAGAACCCGGGAACCGUCCAGCGCCAAGACGCUAACGGAGCGACAUACCAGACCGAGAGGCACAUUAUACCACAGAAGGAACCAGCAUACCGCCGGUACGCAACGUUGGCAGACAGAGAGGCAUCUUUUCAAGCCUACCCAGCGACUGCAAAGGGAAAUACGCGAAAAAUGGUGAAGGCGGGCUUUUUCUACACAGGGACUGAGGACCGUACGAUGUGUUUUCAGUGUGGAAACAGCCUUUGUGGUUGGGACGUUGACGAUGACCCAUUGCUGGAACAUGCCAGAUGGUUCCCGGAGUGCCCGUACGUCGAACUCCAGCUUGGACACCUGGCCAUCAACGACGUUAGGCAGACGCACCGAGAUCUGAUUGCGGAACGACAUGAAGCAGAAAUCAGCAAGUCUGACGGGCUAACCGAAAUGAUGCUGCACCAUCUGAUAUCAGCUGAUAUCGUUCGCUGUCUGCUUUCCCAAGGCAUUGACGAUGUCCUCAUGAACUUGGCGAUUCGAACAAGGUUAAACAGCACUGGAUUGAUUGACGUCUUCGAUGAACAGGACGUUCGCAGAGCAGUAGCAGAUGUCAUCCCCCCCGCAAAAGAAUGUCAGAACAUUGGAAGUUCCAAAAGGUGAUGGCGGUGAUCUCAGCAAGUGCGUUGUGUGCGGAACGAGAGGCCGACACAUCAUUUUCUUUCCCUGCAAUCACCUUGUAGCCUGCAGAGGAUGUGCAUCGGAUUCCACCGUUUGUCCCUCCUGCACCCGUCCGAUUACGAGCAGAAGGGAUGUCUUCUUCACCUGAAGAGGGUAUAUUACAGAAAAUGGCGGCGGGCACCUGUCAAGAGACGUCUGCAACCUGUUGACAAAGACUCGAUCAAUCAACCAAUCAAUUCACCCCAUCAAAGUUGUAGACAAGAAAAACAUCUCGUUGUGUAACCUUAUGCCCAACUUACAACAUGCAGUGCAGUAUUCCACGCAUUCGCAGGUCACGUAUUAGCUUACAUAAUUUAUUUAUUUACAAUACCCCAAAGGCUCUUGCGAGCAUUGCAUGGGGGAGUGGGGUUGUACAGAUAUUAGGUAUGAUAAUAAAUGCACUUGACAAAUAACGGUGCGAAAAGAAAGGAAUCAAUUGAUUAUUAGUUAAUGGUUAUAUGGUAGAUGAUAUCUUCCUAUGAAACGUGGUGUGAUCAGUGAGCUGCGCAAUAUUCAAGGGAAGAUCAUUCCAGUUAAUAGUAGUCUUUAAAAAAAUGAUUUAGCAAAGAUCUAAGUGUGGCACACGAAACGAGUUAUAGUUAUAAUGAAGGCAGAACAUGCGUUACGAACAACAUUCUUUCUUCUCUCCAGGAACGCACAGUUAUCAAAUGUAUCUAAUCAUACGAUCACACAAUUCUCUACUAGGCCUGGAGUAGAUUGUCCCGCGGUGAGCAGGCUCACAUCACCAUUUUUUUCUCUCCUACCAUUAUCAUCAUCAUCAUUCAUGAAUGACACAUCUGGACUCAUCUUACCUACUACAUGUUCAACUGAUGUCUUCCAGAACUUUCAUGUUUUGAGAUUUGCAUGCUCCACUGUAGUGUUGUGUCACAUGUCUCAUGCCAUUCUAUUCUUUAUGACCGACAUGUUGGUGUUAGAGUGUACUGCAAUUACGUGCACAUCCUGUAGAAACUUGACUUGCUAACCCUAUCACACCGUAGAACUUUUAAACAUUGUAUUUUCCUGCACAAACUGGUUCACUCUGCCGUCUACUCCCCUGAUUCGCUACGCUUAAUUAGCAUCCCUGCACCCUCUCGUUCGCUUAGGUCAUACCCCAUUUUUCAGUUCGACUGUAUAUACAAACUAAGUCUGAUUUAGACGUCUGGUAACAUGUUGUAAUAUCGAGUGACAGUUGUAAUAUCGAGUGACCACAUGUUGACAGGCUGUUGACAUUUUCGCUGAGUCCUCUAGUGUUAAUAAUGCUACUCUCAUACUAUGCUCACAACCCAUGAUUAGAAUGUCUAUAUGUUAUGUUUUUGACUGUUACUCUUUGGUUAUGUUGUAUGUUGAUUAUGUUUGAUGUUUAGAUAUUAUGAGUUGUACUACCCAUUUAUCUUAUCCUAUACUUUUGCCAAUUUUUGUCUGUGACACCCCCACUGCCCUCUACUUGGCCCUCUGGACCUUGAGUGUAUGUAAAUAAAUAAAUAAAUGCUAUUAAACCUAUUUUUAAAGGGA